This is a messenger RNA of Monoraphidium neglectum, 900 nucleotides long. RefSeq lists its product as hypothetical. Gene Ontology annotation, molecular function: procollagen-proline 4-dioxygenase activity; L-ascorbic acid binding; iron ion binding. Bases 1 to 900 code for a protein of 299 amino acids. The transcript is spliced from 7 exons. The record is from RefSeq and is a predicted model, not a curated record. Gene Ontology annotation, cellular component: endoplasmic reticulum. Gene Ontology annotation, biological process: peptidyl-proline hydroxylation to 4-hydroxy-L-proline. NCBI's taxonomy places the organism in Eukaryota, Viridiplantae, Chlorophyta, Chlorophyceae, Sphaeropleales, Selenastraceae.
AUGGGCCGGGUUGCGUCCUGCCAGCGGGCGCCAGACUGGCCGAAGCUCAGCAAGAAGCGCGCCUUGAAGGCCCAGACGCUGGGCGUGGGGGACCAUCUCUUCUUGGUACCUGGUGUGCUGACCGUGCCCGAGGCGCAGGCCUUCAUCGAUGCGGCCGAGCGCGCCGUCUUUAUGCACCAGGGCAGCAGGGGGGCGGCCUAUGGCGAGGCGUUCCGCGACAACGACCGCCUGGCUUUCAUGGACGAGGCCCUCGCCGCGCAGCUCUGGGACGCGGGAGGGCUGUCGGCCGUGUUUGAGGGCAUCACAGUGGAGGGUAAGGCCGCGGUGGGGCUCAACCCCCACAUUCGCUUCUACAGGUACGCCGCGGGACAGAAGUUUGGGAAGCACAUCGACGACAGCGUCCAGCUGGCGCCUGGCAGGGUCACGCGCUACACUCUGCUGCUUUAUCUGUCAGGCAGCGACCCCACUGCUACCAGCAGCGGUAGCGGCGGGGCAGCGGCAGGAGCGGGACCUGCUGCGACGGCGGCGGCAUCGCCGGCGGCGGUGUCGGCCAGCGGGCGGCCCAAGCGGGCAGCGGCGGUGUCGGCCAGCGGGCGGCCCAAGCGGGCAGCGGCGGGCAAGCAGCAGCAGCAGCAACCGCAGCAGCAGCAGCAGCAGCAGCAGCAGCAGCACGAAGCAGCAGCUGCGCCUUGCACAAGCGCGGUGCAGGCAUUGCACGGUGGAGAGACAGUCUUUUAUGGCGCCCGCAACCGCGUGGUGGCCUCUGUGGCGCCGCAGCCGGGACUGGCCCUCCUGCACCUGCACGGGGAAGACAGGUGCCUGGAGCACGAGGGGGCCGCGGUGCUGGCUGGCACCAAGUACGUGCUGCGCAGCGACGUCGUGUUUGGGGCGGCACGAUGA